ACCUGGGGAUGGUGGGGUGGGCGGUGCUGGGCUGAGGAGCUCCAAAGGCAGCCAGUGUGAGGGGGUGUCCUCCUGACCCCGGGGCCCCGCUGGCCCACAGUGCCUGCCAAAGGACAAGCCGAGGCCCCACCCUUCCCUGGGGGCUGCCUGCGACCAGCCCUCCACACACCCUUCCCUCGGGCGUCUUCCCCUCUGCCAGUCCCCAGGGCCACACAUCAUAGGGGACUGGGGCCCGAGCCGGCAGGAUCUGAGCCACAUGUGCCACUGAAACUGGGCCAGGUCCCUCCCCGACAACCUACGUGCCUGACCUGCUGCCUGCCCUUCGUGCCCCUGGCCACCCACACAGCCCUGGGGCACAGGCCAGGGGUGGGGCUAGGGCACCAUCAUCUCAGGCCAGCGAGGAAAUGAGGUCCAACCAGGGCCACCCAGGCUGAGGGCACUGGGCCCGGGUGAACGGCUCAGAGGAACUGGGGUGCCACCUCUCCCCUCCGGCCCCAGCCUCAAGCUCAGGCCAGCCCUUCUCUUCCAGCAUCUGGGGGCAUCACCCAUUUGGACUCUGCCGGGCUCUGCCACUCGCUGCCUGAGGCCCCCGGCCACCAUGCACCAGCACUGCACCGUCCACUUUGCCAAGGGUGCCCUGCCCCCUCGGAUCGCCACUGAGCGCUACUUCUUGGACCCGGAGUUGGGGCACCGAAAAGGACGCUGUCAUCAGGGGUGCCACGACCCAGCAGCACCUGGCGCCCACAGGCCCUGUCGGCUGACCCCCAAGGCAUGCCGGCAGCCGGCCUACCAUGGCCACCAGGGGGGGCGCGGUGGCUGUCGCCGGGGCCCCCAGCCCCCCACACAGCAGCAGCAGCAGCAGCAGCAGAGGCGGCAGCCCCAGCCUCCACCUCCCCAGCCCCCACAGCAGCGUCUCUGCUCUGUUCACGGGGCCCAGAAGCGGCCACCCGCAACCACCGCUGCCCCCGCGCAGCCGGCCAGCGCCCCCCAGCCGCCCCCCACCUCACUCACUGCAGCCAGCAUCCCUGCCACCGGCGGCCCAGCCCUGCCCUCCGCAGCCGGCACCCUCCUGGAGCCCAGCAGGCCCACGGACGCCCGGCCCCUGCCCGCCCCUGCAGCCUGUGGCUGCUUCACCUCCUACAGCUCCGACAUCUUGACAGAGGAUGACGUCUACUGCAGCUGCCUGGCCAAGACUCUCUGCCAUGUGCCCGUCCCUGUGACCGUGGGUUUCUAUGCCCCCUUCGGCUGCCGCCUGCACAUGAUGCUGGACAAGAUCACAGCGCUGAUGCAGCAAGAGGCAGCCCAACGCGAGACCGAGGAGCUGGAGCGCGUGCAGUGGCGGCCGCGGCCCGUGCGGGGCUGGGCCUUCCCGAAGCUGCUGUGGUACCUGGUGUUCCUGCAGCCCAUCAUCACCGAGGUGCACCUGCGGCGCAAGAACGUCAAGUUCCUCUUCAUCCGCUUCAGCGCCUGGCAGUACGCGGGCACCGACAAGCUAUGGGCCGGCCUGGUGACCACGCUGUGCGAGGGCAUCCGCCACCAAUACGGCGCUCUGCCCUUUAGCGUGUACUCGGUGCUGGGCACGAAGGCGGCCACGACGCUGGGCUUCCACCAGCGCGAGUGGCAGUGCCGGCACCGCGUGUGCCUGGCGCUGCUGGCGCUGCUGGCUGUGCUCAGCCUGGGCGUGGGGCUGCUCUACCUGUCGGUGGGUGCCCGCUCGCUGAGCCACCGCGCCAGCAACAGCAGCCUGCUCCGGGUGUUCGGCGGCGCGGCCACCACGCUGUCGGGCUCCGGGCUGCUCAUGGCCGUGUACUCGGUGGGCAAGCACCUGUUUGUGAGCCAGCGCAAGAAGAUCGAGCGGCUGGUGUCGCGCGAGAAGUUCGGCAGCCAGCUGGGCUUCAUGUGCGAAGUGAAGAAGGAGGUGGAGCUGCUCACCGACUUCCUGUGCUUCCUGGAGAUCUACCAGCGGCGCCGGCUGCGCGUAGUGCUCGAGGUCACCGGGCUGGACACGUGCUACCCCGAGCGCGUGGUGGGCGUGCUCAACGCCAUCAACACGCUGCUGUCCGACAGCCAUGCGCCCUUCAUCUUCAUCCUGGUGGUGGACCCCAGCAUCCUGGCCGCGUGCCUCGAGAGUGCCGGCUCCAUGAAGGGCACGGCCGACAACGGCUACCUCUUCCUCAACCGCACCGUCACGCUGCCCUUCUCGGUGCCCAUCAUGGGCCGCCGCACCAAGCUGCAGUUCCUCCAGGACGCUGUGCAGAGCCGUGACGACCUGCUCUAUCGCGAGAUAACGCGCAAGCUGCGGCCGCCGGGCGGGGCCGGGGCCAGGGGCAGCGAGGGCGCGCAGCUCCUGGAGGUGCAGACGCAGGCGUGGGGCGAGCGUGAGCAGAGCCGCAUCGACGCCGAGGCGGCGCGUCGCAUCCGCGAAGCGCUCUUCUGCCUGCACGACGAGCGCGACUGCCUCUACGAGUACGUGCCCGACAACGUGGUGUCCAUGCGGCGCAUCGUCAACACCGUGCCCAUCACCGUGCGCCUGCUGCAGCAGCAACAGGGGGACUUCGGCGGCCCCUCGCCGCGCCAGGCCGUGGCUUGGGUCGUGCUCGCCAACCAGUGGCCGUGCCGCCUCAGCUGGGCCCUGCAGUGCCUGGAGGACCGGCAGCAGGCCGGGGGCGCGCCCGAGGCCCGCUCGCGCCUCUGGGACGUGUUCAGCGACCACAGCCGCGAGCUGCACACCAUGACCAAGCCGCUGCAGAACGUGCUUGACCUGGACGGCGACCCUGAGCUUUUCGAGCGCUUCCUGGGCGCCGACUUCCCUUUCACCGUGGCCGAGGCUCAGAGCCUCCUGCGCUGCACCGUCAACCUGGACCACUCCAUCCGCCGCCGCAUGGGCCUCAUCCGGGCUGUCAGCGCGCUCAAGCCGCCCAGCCCGCCCAAGUCCCCUGCCCGCGACACCCCCCACGCCGCCAACGGAGCCAACCACGCCCCUAGGGCGGCCCAAGCAGGCCACCCUGCAGGGCACGCCCCUGUGCAUGCCAGCGAAGCCCACCAACCCCGGGACUGGGCGCAGGGGGGCAAGCCCAGACCCAUGGCUUGAGCGCCUUUGACUCAGGGGCAGUCCAGCCCAGGUGGGCCUUGAAUGUAAGACUUCUGGGCACAACACUUGCAUCUGCCCAGAUGAGAGUGUAGGGGGCCUGGCUAGGCUCAAGACCCGGGGGCCAGUGUCCAGAGUGGGGCCUGUGGUGCCCAUAUUUCCCAGAUGAAUCUGUGAGCCAGGGAGAGCCCUAAGCCAUGGCCACCAGGAAUGGGACAGCGUGUGUGUCUGAGAGCUGGGCAGAAGGACCCAUGAGGAAAUCGGGGUUCAAGUGCAAUAAAUGAAAAUGUGAAAGCC
Messenger RNA from Capra hircus (goat), 3385 nucleotides. RefSeq names its product NTPase, KAP family P-loop domain containing 1 (gene NKPD1). NCBI's taxonomy places the organism in Eukaryota, Metazoa, Chordata, Mammalia, Artiodactyla, Bovidae. The record is from RefSeq and is a predicted model, not a curated record. The coding region runs from base 599 to 3091 and encodes 830 amino acids. The transcript has 6 exons.